This is a messenger RNA of Talpa occidentalis (Iberian mole), 8036 nucleotides long. RefSeq names its product ras responsive element binding protein 1 (gene RREB1). The coding region runs from base 2576 to 7699 and encodes 1707 amino acids. The transcript is spliced from 13 exons. The record is from RefSeq and is a predicted model, not a curated record. Lineage: Eukaryota; Metazoa; Chordata; Mammalia; Eulipotyphla; Talpidae. Gene Ontology annotation, biological process: regulation of transcription by RNA polymerase II. Gene Ontology annotation, molecular function: RNA polymerase II cis-regulatory region sequence-specific DNA binding; DNA-binding transcription activator activity, RNA polymerase II-specific. Gene Ontology annotation, cellular component: nucleus.
UCGAAGCUGGGGGAGCUGCUUUCAGCACAUUGUCCCACCCAGGGGGAGCUGCUUUCAGCACAUUGUCCCACCCAGGACGGGCGGCUGGGCCGGCAGUGCCUUCUCCACUGCCCCGGGCGUGCUCUCCAUCAUCCCUGACCCCGGCGGCCUGGCCGCAGGCAGCAGGAACAGGGAAGGGCUGGGAGGUGCCUCUCCUGACCCCUGGACCACAGGUGGGCGGGGGCAGGGAGCUGGAGGCAGGGCCAAGGGACUGUUCAGCACAGCCCGACCUGGGGUCCCCAGGGCCGGGGGACUGCCCGCUGUGGCUGUUGCUCCCCAGGCCUCACACCGAGUGGACGUGUUUAUGGUUUGCGAGUGUGAGUCUGCCGGGGCCCUUCUGCAUGCCAAGCACACGGGCAAGCAAAACGAGGAAGCCAGGGGCUCAGAGAGCCGCCGGGCGAUCCCCUGAACUGGCCAAGCUGGCCACACGGGGCACCGUCAGAACCUCUGCAGGUGGGCACUGCCUGUGGCUGCUCCAGGUGACGGGGGCAGCCCAAGGGGGAGGCUGCCGGCUGCCGGCUGGGUGAUGCUGGCAGGGUUGGGAGAGAGGCUGCCGGGCCUGGCUCCUCCUCUUCCUCCCCCGCCUGGAGCUCAGGGUCGGGCCUGGUGCCUCGCCCAGCACUUGUAUUUGAAAGUCUCUCCGGCAGUGUCCGGGAUUAUCGGUCAUCCCUGGCAGGGCUGCUUUUGAUUUUCAAGGGCGCCCAGUCGGCCCGCCGGGCCCGCGCCUCCUGCGCGGAGAGAUGCAGUGUGUGAGCUCGGUGCUGCUCGGCUACGGCAGCUAAUUAGACGUUUGCGCCUCAGUCAGCUGGCCAGAGGCCGCCCAGCGCCGGAGACCCAAAUCCUGCAGAAACAAGAAAGGGGCGAGGAGGGACAGGCUCUUGUCCAGCGUGGCUGCGUGCCGGCCCAUGCUAAUUAGGCAUUUGUCCCUUCGUCUGGGGUGACAGAAAAUGGCAGUUGCUGUGGUCUUUAACUGCCAUCAAACUCCUGUCCAAAUACUCCAGCCUGCCCAGCCUGCUCACUCGCUAUUGGUGGAGGGAAAACUUCCUUUGGCACACCCAGGAGGAGGAGGAGGAAGCUGGGCCUUCCACGCACCACGGAAAGAUUCAUUCUGAACCAGCUGAAGGACACGCUUUAAAUCAGCAGUCCUGCUGCGCUUGGUAAAAUCAGGAAGGGGGACUGUGUCCCAAACUGAAAGCUAAGUUUCGAGCCAGCGCUUUCUCCCCAGGCCACCCCAGGGGGCCGGCUUCUCACUGAGUGAAAGUUUUGUCGUUGGUAAAUCCAAGGUCAAAACGCAGCACUGCGUCUGUCUGGCACUGUGUUUUUACAGAUAGAUCUUUAAUUUUCUAGCUUAACGGUCAGAUUGCUUUAUCAUUGCUUAUCGUGAGUGGGUGAAAGAGCCAAGUAAUGACACGUCUUAAACACUGGUAUCUGGUCGUAUAGGCAGAGAAAACGGACUCGGUGGCUCUGUAGGAGCAGGAGGGGCAACCGCCUUGCAAAAGCACCUUCUUGCUCGUGGCUGGAGAAGGGGGUUCUCAGUGGGAAGAGCGAAGCUGGCCCCAUGGUGAGGUCUGUAAGAGAACCCCGACAGUAAUGACAGAGACGUGGUGUCUGAGGCGGCGGGCCAGGCUGGAUGGAGGCUCUACUCCCGGGCGCCUGCCUCCAGCCAGGGCCUCGAGGCCCCGAGCCGGUCCCCAGCGUCUUCCUGCCCCGAAUAACUUUUGUUACUCGCUUUAUGUUCACGCAUCCCUGCGGCGCAGAAGUGCUGGCUGUCCCUUGGCCGGCCUGCCUGGUACCGGCUGAAAAGGUACCAUUGUUUGUUCUGCAAACACUGGGUGAUGUUUGUUUCCAAGGUGACUGGUUCUACUGCUGCCCUUUAAGCCAGGGGGGGAUGGGAGGAGAAAGCUGGCUCCGGGCACCCUCGAACAUCCUGGUCUGGGUCCAGUCUGGGUGCGUGCGAGCGCGUGUAAGUUGAAAUAUUAUUUUAAGCCAGGCGGUGGGAGGGAGCGGAGUGUGGGAUGGGGAAGACAGUGUCGGUCACGUUAAAAAUUCCAGAAAGGGCUGAUGGUUCCCUCCUUUGACGUGGGGGGCUGUGGUAAGGGAUGUGGCCCCGAAGGCCCGCCGAGGCCGACCGAGACCAUCUUUACCUCCGCAGAAGUCAGAGCUAAGGGAAGGAGCCGGCUGGCGAUGAGCGCGGGGACGUUCGUCUGUGCACAGGCCCCCCGCGGCCGCUGCCCCGCGAACACAGAUGCUGGUGUCUGAGGAAAGCGCCAUCGACGAGGCCCUCCCGAAAAACAAAAAAAAAAGCCCGCUGCUCCACUUCUGCUGCAGAGCUGGUGGCUUUGAGGAUCCGCCCUGCCCAAGCGCCAGCUCCCCAGUGAGGAGGGCCCGCUCCAGGGAACAGGACCGACAAGUGAGGCUGAGACAGAGAGACAGACAGACUGAGCGCAGACCCGCCUCCUCACAUCGGACGCAACGGCGAGGGGCACGGUUAUCAGAGGGGACGGAUAUGGAGUCCUUAGACGUGUAGCCCGGCCCCAUGACGUCCAGCUCGCCCGCCGGUGGGGACGGUGCCAACUUCACCAUCGACAGCGCGAUGUCAGCGGCCAUGAGUGUGGGGAAGGUGUCCGAGAAUGGGGGGAGCCCCCCGGGCAUCAAGUCCCCCGCGAAGCCCUCGGGACCAAACCGCAUCGGCAGGAGGAACCAGGAGACGAAAGAGGAGAAGUCCUCCUACAGCUGCCCGCUGUGCGAGAAGCUGUGCCCCACGCAGCACCAGCUCACCAUGCACAUCCGCCAGCACAACACGGACACCGGCGGGGCCGACCACGCCUGCAGCAUCUGCGGCAAGUCGCUGAGCUCGGCCAGCUCCCUGGACCGCCACAUGCUGGUGCACUCGGGCGAGCGGCCCUACAAGUGCGGGGUGUGUGGGCAGUCCUUCACCACCAACGGGAACAUGCACAGACACAUGAAGAUCCACGAGAAGGACCCCCACAGCACCCCCUCGGCCGCCCCUCCGUCCCCCCUGAAGCGCCGGAGGCUGUCGUCUAAGAGGAAGCUGAGCCACGAUGCCGAGUCAGAGAAGGAGGACCCGGGGCCCGCCAAGAAGAUGGUGGAAGACGGGCAGUCGGGAGACCUAGAGAAGGCGGGUGACGAGGUGUUUCACUGCCCCAUAUGCUUCAAGGAGUUCGUCUGCAAGUAUGGCCUGGAGACCCACCUGGAGACCCACUCCGACAACCCGCUCAGGUGUGACAUCUGCUGUGUCACCUUCCGUACCCACCGAGGACUGCUCCGCCACAACGCGCUGGUCCACAAGCAGCUCCCCAGGGACGCCAUGGGCCGGCCUUUCAUCCAGAACAACCCUUCCAUCCCCGCCGGCUUCCACGACCUGGGCUUCACCGACUUCUCCUGCCGGAAGUUCCCCCGGAUCUCCCAGGCCUGGUGCGAGAACAACCUGCGCAGGAGCAUCAGCGAGCACCACCGCUUCGUGUGUGACGCCUGCGACAAGGCCUUCCCCAUGCCCGCCUCACUGGCCCUGCACCGGCAGACUCACGCCACCGAGCCGGGGCGGGAGGGGCCGCCCACCCAGGCCCCCGCCGGUGAUGCCUGCGACCAGAAGGCCUUCUUGGCUGCCCUGGGCCUGCAGCCCACCAAGGAUGCCAGGCCGGCCCCGGCCGAGGAGCCGCUGCCCGACGAUAACCAGGCCAUCCAGCUGCAGGCGCUCAGGUGCCCGCUACCUCAGGACCCCGGCUGCGCCGCCAUGCUGGGGCUGUCCGCCCUGGAGGCCGCCUCCCUGGCCGUGCUCCCCGCCUCCAAGGAGGGCGUGAAGCGCCUGUCCCUGCAGCCCUUCCAGAAGGGCUUCAUCAUCCAGCCCGACAGCAGCAUCGUGGUCAAGCCCAUCUCUGGGGAGUCGGCCAUGGAGCUGGCGGACAUCCAGCAGAUCCUGAAGAUGGCGGCCUCGGCCCCCCCGCAGAUCACGCUCCCGCCUCUGUCCAAGGCCCCUGCCGCCGCGCCCCUGCAGGCCAUCUUCAAGCACAUGCCCCCGCUGAAGCCAAAGCCCCUGGUGGCCCCACGCACGGUGGUGGCCACAUCCACGCCCCCGCCGCUCGUCAACACCCAGCAGGCCUCCCCCGGCUGCACCAGCCCCAGCCUGCCGCCUCCGCCCCUGAGGCUGCUCAAGGGCUCUGUGGAGGCCGCCUCCCACGCGCACCUGCUGCAGUCCAAGUCGGGCGUCCAGGUCAGCGCGGCCGCCCCUCUCUUCCUGCAGCCCCCGCGGGUGGAGCUCCCCGGCCCUGCCGAGAUGAAGGCACAGCUGGAGCAGGACAGCCUCCUGGAGGCCCUGCUGCCCCUGAGCAUGGACGCCAAGAUCAAGCAGGAGAUCACCGAGGGAGACUUCAAGGCCAUCAUGGCUGGCCCCGGCGGCGGCAAGAAGACGCCGGCCAUGCGCAAGGUGCUGUACCCCUGCCGCUUCUGCAACCAGGUGUUCGCGUUCUCGGGCGUGCUGCGCGCACACGUGCGCUCACACCUGGGCAUCUCGCCCUACCAGUGCAACAUCUGCGACUACAUCGCGGCUGACAAGGCCGCGCUCAUCCGCCACCUGCGCACGCACAGCGGCGAGCGGCCCUACAUCUGCAAGAUCUGCCACUACCCCUUCACCGUCAAGGCCAACUGCGAGCGCCACCUGCGCAAGAAGCACCUCAAGGCCACGCGCAAGGACAUCGAGAGGAACAUCGAGUACGUGGCCAGCAGCGCGGCCGAGCUGGUGGACGCCUUCUGCGCGCCCGACACCGUGUGCCGCCUGUGCGGCCGGGACCUGCAGCACCACCGCGCGCUGCGUGUGCAUAUGCGCACCCACUGCGCGCGCCCUGGGCCCCGCGCGCGCAAGCCCUUCGAGUGCCGGGAGUGCAGCGCCGCCUUCACCGCGCGCCGCAACUGCGUGCACCACGUGCUCAAGCAGCACCUGCACGUGCCCGAGCAGGACAUCGACAGCUACGUGCUGGCGGCCGACGACCUGCCCGGCCCGGCCCCUGGUGCCGGCGAGUGCAAGCCCCUGGCCGCCUUCCUCGAGCCCCAGAACGGCUUCCUGCACGCCGGCCCUGCCCCGCCGCUGCCGCACGUGGCCAUCAAGCUGGAGCCGGCCAGCGGCUUCCCCGUGGACUUCGGCGAGCCCCUGGACUUCUCCCAGAAGGGCCUGGCCCUGGUGCCCGUGAAGCAGGAGGGGGCCACCUCCUUCCUGAGCGCCGCUGCCUCAGGGCCCUACGACUGUUCCAUGGAACCCAUCGACCUGUCCAUCCCCAAGAACCCGCGCAGGGCCGACAAGGAGCCGGCGGCCCCUGGGGAGGCCAGGAGACCAGAGCAGGAAGCAGGCAGCGCGGAGCCCGGCCCCUGUCCACCCACCGGCCCUGCCUUGCCCCUGGCCCCGGGGCCCAACGGGGUCCUGGAGAAGCAGGCGGCCCCCGCUGCUGUGGCCUCCGCCUUGGAAGGGCAGGGGCAGCCCCUGCAGGGUGCCGUCCAGCUGGCCGUGCCCAUCUACUCCUCCGCCUUGGUCAACAGCUCCCCGCUGCUGGGGGGCUCCACCCUCCUCAGCAGCCCGGCCCUGCUGCGGCCCUUGCGCCCCAAGCCCCCCUUGCUCUUGCCAAAGCCCCCCGCGUCGGAGGAGCUGCCCCCACUGGCCUCCAUCGCUCAGAUCAUCUCGUCCGUGUCCUCGGCCCCCACCUUGCUGAAAGCCAAGCCCGGAGCCGACCCUGCGCCCCCCGCCACAGGCAGUAACGGCCCCUUCCCAGAGGGCUCGGGAGGCCCCACCCCCAGAAGCGCCCCCGCCGGCUCUGCCAGCCCCAAGGACUCUUGUGACCCGCCCCCCGCCGCCAGCAGCCCCGAGGCGGCCUCGCCCCCCGAGCCGGGGCCCGCUGGGCUGUCCAAGAAGAGGGGCCGGAAAAGGGGGGCCAGGAGCCAGCCCCGCGCAGGCAGUGGUGGGGUGGACCUGGACUCGAGCGGGGAGUUCGCCAGCAUCGAGAAGAUGCUGGCCACCACAGACACCAACAAGUUCAGCCCGUUCCUGCAGACGGCCGAGGAUGACGCCCAGGACGGGGUGGCCGGGGCGCCCACCGAGCACGCCGGGGCCAGCGACGAGGAGCCGGGCGGGCCCCCCGAGGAGCCGGGGCUGCGGGCCAGGCGCAACUCCUACGCCGGCUGCCUGCAGAAGAUCGCCUGCCCCCACUGCCCGCGCGUCUUCCCCUGGGCCAGCUCCCUGCAGCGCCACCUGCUCACCCACACUGGUCAGAAACCCUUCCCUUGUCAGACUUGCGACGCCAUCUUUUCCACCAAGUCUAACUGUGAACGCCACCAGUUGCGCAAGCACGGACUUACCGACCACUCCCCGAGAAGAAACGGGCUUAUCCCCCAGGCCCACGAGAGUGAUGCUGGACCCCACCAGAGCCCAGACAGCCAGUCAGACGUGGAGACGCCGGCCGCCGGAGCCCACGCGCUGGACCUCACCUCCAGGGAGAAGGAGCAGCCAGCGGAGGGGGCCCCGGAAGCCAGCCUGGAGGCAGAGCAGCCCACAGAGGUGGGGGCCCAGGGCGCCACCAGCACGGUCCUCGACGGGGAGGACGGGGCGGCCGCGGGGACCCCGGAGCCAGAGGACAGGCACAGCGCGGAGGAACGGGACGAGGAGGCGGACGGCCCCGAGGAGGACACCGUCAGCAACAAGAGCCUGGACCUGAACCUGGCCAGCAGGCUGAUGGGCUUCAAGCUGGCCGCGGGCGGCGGGGGCCCCACCCAGCAGGACCAGAAGCACGCCUGCGACGCCUGCGGCAAGAGCUUCAAGUUCCUGGGGACCCUGAGCCGCCACCGGAAGGCCCACGGGCGCGAGGGGCCCCGGGAAGAGGCCCAGGCUGCAGGCGGGGCAGACGAGGGGGCCCCCGAUGGCCCCCCGGGUCCCGAGCCGGAGGAGAAGCCUGCCGGUCCCUCGGCCCCGGAGCCCCCGGCCAACGGGGAGUCCUCGCCGGAAGCCUCUGCCGAGAAGCCAGGCGAGGAGGCGGAGGGCGCCUCUGACGGGGAAGGCCCAGCCGAGAAGAAGCCCUCGGAGAAGAGCGACGAGGACAGGAAGCCAAAGACGGACUCGCCACGGGGCGCGGCCAGCAAGGCGGACAAGAGGAAGAAGGUCUGCAGCGUGUGCAACAAGCGCUUCUGGUCGCUGCAGGACCUGACCCGCCACAUGCGCUCCCACACAGGAGAGCGGCCGUACAAGUGCCAGACCUGCGAGCGCACCUUCACCCUGAAGCACAGCCUGGUUCGCCACCAGCGGGUCCACCAGAAGGCCCGGCCCACCGAGCAGCACGGGAAGGACAGCGACAGGGACGAGCGGGCCGAGGACGACAGUGGCAGCGAGUCCACCCACAGCGGCACCAACGCCGUGUCAGAGAGCGAGGCCGAGGCCGCCCGCCUGGCCGCCCCCCACCCAGCCAUCACCCGGAGCCGGAAGGAGGCCGGCCGGAGUGCCCCCAGGGCCGCGGCCAGCCCCCGGGAGCCGGCGUCUCGGGGGGACGCUGAGCGCGAGAGCCCGGUGGCCCCGGCCCAGGACCCGCAGGAGCCGCCGGGCAGGCGGCCCGCCCACCCCGUCCUGGCCACGGCCGACGGGGCCUCGCCGCUCCUGGGCAUGGAGUGAUGGCCGCCGCCCGGCGCGCACAGAGCCAGCAGAGCAAAGCGUCCCGAGUCUGGACUUCCCGAGGCAUCCUGGUGCCCAUCACCAUCGGGAGGGACGGCCGGACCAGAGCGGCGUCCCCGCGCCGUGGCUUCCCGCCCGGAGCCCAGCUCCGCGGUCAGUGCCUUAACUACUUUCCAGCCCCCAGCCCUGCAGGGCGGCGUUCUCCCAGGACGACUUCGAGCCGAGCAGGUGUUCCAUGAAUUCUCCGGAGAGGACGUCGUCCGCCAAGCAUUAACGUGCCCUCCUGUGCCGCGUGGCGCCCGCGCUGGCCGCUCUGUGCUGCCGUCCGUGCCCCGGA